Messenger RNA from Sparassis crispa, 1530 nucleotides. RefSeq lists its product as hypothetical. The transcript is spliced from 4 exons. The record is from RefSeq and is a predicted model, not a curated record. Bases 1 to 1530 code for a protein of 509 amino acids. Lineage: Eukaryota; Fungi; Basidiomycota; Agaricomycetes; Polyporales; Sparassidaceae.
AUGUCUUCGCGUAAACACAAAAGUAUGGUGCCUAAUGAAAACUUUCCGAUCAUAUUUGCUACGCCCGACCAACUUCCAGCAAAGAGACAGCGCAGGACUCUUGUUGCAUUCAAUACUGAGGCUGACUUUCAGGCCGAGUGGCAGCGACUCAUAGACGAACGACGACAAGCCGAGACUGAAAUUACAGAUGCACGAAAAAAGGACCAGGAAGAAGCAACUCGCAUUUCUGCAGCAGAGAAGGCAGCAGAAUCUGCAUUGCACCUCAAGAUCGUCCUCUCAUCUGCUGUGGCUGCCAGUUUUCCCACUCUGUUUGACUUCCUCUCGGAGCUCUGGCAAACCAAGGACACUGCCAUGUCUUCUCGUACGUCUAAAAUGUUGGACCGUCACAGAUAUGAGCUGCUGGAGAUGAUGAGAGAGAGGAGGUCCGAGGUGGUGGAAGGCUGGGCCACUGAGCUUGCAAUGGCCAGCAUUGCUAAGGAGGGGAAGAGGCUCGCAGAUUUUCUGCGGCCACAGGAAGGAGCUGGUAUUGGCGACCUUCUGAAGAGCUGGUCCUUACGAAACAUCUUGGAUGAGGCAAGGGAGAUGGCACCUAUGUUGUGUGAGGUUCUUCGCAGAGCUGGCAUGCAGCACAAGCAGGAUACAGAUGGGAGGGAGUCACGGCGUGAUCGGGAUCUGAUUUUCUCCACCGUUAUAUGCAUGCUCGCACAGGUGUACAGUGAACACUCCAAUGAGACGCAGACUGUACUGUGCCUCUACCUUCUAGCGUGCAGCACCUCACGAUUGCAAUUCGAAGUCCUCCAUCAUGCUGGUCUCACCUCAUCCUAUACAAAGGCUGUUCGUGAUAUCAAAGCCCUCGGAGAAGAGCAACUAAAGAAGAUCAAGGCGAUUGUUGGGGAGCAGCGUCUUGAUAACAAAGAUCACUUUGACAAUGGCACCACUGCCACCCUGAUUCCAUUAUACGACGUCACUUUCGGUGAACUCAGUUUAGAGCUAAACCCAAUGCACCAGUCGCACUUGCCAAUACUGGAUUUCACUUACAAGGACCUGCUUCCUUCAGCAGAGCAGAUAGAACAGCUCGAGAAAUCAAUGGUCUGGCACAUCCAGGAUGUCCUGUUCGACAACUUUCCGGAGUUGCGUCAUCGCCUUGACACUGAGAUCCCACCUCUGCCAUUAGUACUUCCCAUCCCUGUCCACAAGACUGAGCAGUUUCCUCUUCUCGCGAUGCACAUCGACGAAUCCAGUCUUGACGGCACAGUGGAGGUUUUGGACACGAUUGUGCACAAGACGCUCAAGAUGACGGAGGACGAUGUGAAGAGGCAUGGCAUUAUCCUCUGUGCAGGUGACCAGUUGACAAUCUCAUUAUUGGACAAGAUCUCGGCAUCACGUCGCAAAGAUUCAGAGCUUCUGGACAAUAUUGGACGCUGGACAAGAGGACAACUGGGACUAUUCCAUGUCAAGAUUGCAGUGGAUCGCAUGAUUGCAAAUGAGCACUGGGGUACCCCUCCACCAGCGCAGGGUUAUGUGCUGUGA